UAUGUACACAUUAGCUUGCUUCAACUUCAUAGAAGCCAAAACACUAGGAAUUUUUGAUCAGUUCGAAAUAAUGGAAAACAAUCUGAACCCUCCGAGCAACAUUUGCUUUUGUAACUACCUGAACUCCCUUUCUCAAACACCUUAUAAGCUUAGGAGGAGGUUGUUAGCUACAUGGACUCCAGAUCAGGAACUGAAUCAAGUGAGGCUGAGGUCUGGUGCAGACAUGAAAAGAAAGCUCUCUUUGUUCGAUUUAGUUGCUCUUGGUCUAGGAGGAAUGCUCGGAGUUGGAGUUUUUGUCACCACUGGUCAUGUGGCUCGGACUAUAUCUGGCCCUGCUGUUUUUAUAUCCUACAUUAUUGCUGGCAUAUCGGCCCUCCUCUCUUCCAUGUGUUACACAGAGUUCUCCAUCGCGGUUCCUGUUGCUGGGGGUGCUUUCAGUUAUCUGAGAGUGACCUUUGGGGAGUUUGUGGGAUACUUAGCUGGUGCAAAUAUAUUGAUGGAAUACGUGCUAUCAAAUGCUGCGGUUGCUAGAAGUUUUACUGAAUAUUUAAGCGGCACAUUUGGAGUGGAAGAUCCCAACUCAUGGAGGAUUGAGAUGCAUGGGUUUGUUAAAGGUUAUAACAUGCUGGAUUUCUCAGCUGUUGCUCUUAUUCUUCUGUUGACUCUAUUCUUGUGUCAUAGCACCAAGGAAAGCUCGAUAUUGAACCUUGCUAUGACAAUAUUCCAUGUUAUCUUCUUCGGGUUUAUAAUAAUUGCUGGUUUUCUAAUUGGGGAUCCGAAGAACUUGGUAAGCUCUCCAGGAGGAUUGGCUCCGUUUGGUGCUAAAGGUGUUGUUGAUGGAGCAGCCAUUGUUUAUUUCAGCUAUAUUGGCUAUGAUUCCGUUUCAACCCUUGCUGAAGAAAUCAGAAGCCCUUCCAGAGACCUGCCAAUGGGCAUCGUGGGGUCUGUUGUCAUUGUUUCAUUCCUCUAUUGUCUUAUGGGAUUGGCCUUGUGUGUUAUGGUUCCAUAUAAUGAGAUAGCAGAUAAGGCUUCAUUUGCAAUGGCUUUUCAAAAGUUGGGUUGGAAAUGGGCAAGUCAUCUUGUUGGAGUGGGUGCAAGUUUAGGAAUUAUGGCAUCCCUUUUGGUGGCCAUGCUUGGCCAGGCAAGAUACCUCUGUGUGAUUGCAAGAGCCAGGCUCGUGCCUGCGUGGUUAGCUAAGGUUCAUCCUUCAACGGGAACACCCUUGAAUGCUACUCUAUUCUUGGGAUUCUGUACUGCAUCAAUUGCCCUCUUCACUGAACUUGACAUAGUGCUCGAGAUAAUAUCCAUUGGCACACUCCUUGUUUUUUAUCUGGUGGCGAAUGCUCUUAUAUAUAGGCGCUAUGUUAUAGUAGGCAGCAACCCACCACUACAUAUCCUUCUGUUCCUCUUCUUCCUCACAUUACUUUCUGUUGGUUUCUCUUUAUCAUGGAAGUUUGAGCAACGAUUAUGGGGACUUCCAUUGUUUGCCGGGUCCUUGAUCACCAUUACCGCUAUCUUCCACUACAUGAUCCCUUCAAGUAGGCAGGACCUCGAGUGGUCUAUGCCUCUGAUGCCAUGGCCUGCUGCUACAUCGAUUUUUCUCAAUGUUUUCCUUAUGACAACCUUGAAGAUCUUGUCAUUUAAAAGGUUUGGUAUUUGGACAGGUUUGAUAAUUUUAUUUUACGUACUAUAUGGUGUUCACUCAACUUACCGCGCUGAGGAAAUGGAAAUGGAGAUGGUAGCCGAGAAUGGAUUGAGCGCGAACUUUGGAAUUUCCCAGGAAAGAAAACUUGAUAUCCAACAACAAUUAUAACUUGGUUGAUAGUUCUUCAAUGUCUUUUUUUUUCUUUACUUGUAAUGAUUUAUGAGUGGUGUUAAUUUCGAGCAAUUGCAGUAGAAACCCACUCUUUCAUAAGUUAGCUAGAUCCCCUUAUAUUAAGAUGCAACUCAAAGAAGUUUGAUAGUGUUGCUUCAAAUUAUCUUCAUCUUUACUUUGUAAUUGUAAAUGCAAAUUGGAUGAAUUACAUCAUACUUUUCAAAGUUCU
Molecule: messenger RNA, 2045 nt
Organism: Chenopodium quinoa (quinoa)
Lineage: Eukaryota; Viridiplantae; Streptophyta; Magnoliopsida; Caryophyllales; Amaranthaceae
Product: cationic amino acid transporter 6, chloroplastic-like
Exons: 5
Coding region: 2-1813 (603 amino acids)
Biological process (GO): transmembrane transport; amino acid transport
Cellular component (GO): plasma membrane
Molecular function (GO): amino acid transmembrane transporter activity
Source: RefSeq, a predicted model, not a curated record